AUGCCUGCAAGAGCUGCGACCCCAACCGAUCUGCCGAAGCCAGCUUCUGUGACUCAGUCAAUUGGCGUCCGGCGCCCUACGAGUGACUCUGGCUCGUCCCUCAAAUUAUUGUCAGAGGUUGAAGCUCCUCCCGCCGUUAUUGCAUUAUCGCAUCGCGACCCCUGUCUAGCGGCAUAUCUCCACGCCCAACACGAGUUGUCAACCCCACAACUCUUGAACAUCAAACGAUGGACUAAUGAAACUCCAAUCCAGCCAUGA
This is a messenger RNA of Parastagonospora nodorum SN15, 258 nucleotides long. RefSeq lists its product as hypothetical. NCBI's taxonomy places the organism in Eukaryota, Fungi, Ascomycota, Dothideomycetes, Pleosporales, Phaeosphaeriaceae. The record is from RefSeq and is a predicted model, not a curated record. The transcript is spliced from 2 exons. The coding region runs from base 1 to 258 and encodes 85 amino acids.